AUGGUGUGGCCCAGGACAGAGGACCCCGUCGAAAAGUCCAAACUUCGAAACAGCUUCCUGGACAAGCUCCGCUUCCUGGACAACAAGACCAAAGCGGGGAAUACGCUGGAGGAGAAGAUGAAGUUCCUCUCGCCCAAGGAUUGGGAGGCCGUCCUUGACAAGAAUCGUGCUUUGGCUGCCGGUGUGGGCCUGUACGUCAGGCCUCAUCUUGAUCUGGAGGCAAAGCCCGAGCCUGCCGAAGAGCAGGCUUUGGUUGUGGUUGCAGAAUCCUCUGUUCCGCAGAAAGAAGCCCGCCCGGACCCGGUGGAAUAUGCUCGAACCGACAUAUUUUAUCUCCGAACGACGGGUGGCCAGAAGGGUGUCUUUCAAGUUCACAAAGUGCAACAGCAGGACGCCUCGGAGGGCUAUGUUCAUAUCUUCAGGGUCAACGAGGCUUGCAGUGUCCUGCAGAUUCGUGGCUGCAAGCCAGUUUUGCAGCAGGGUGCCUUACUUGUGUUGGAGACCAUCAUCUCCAGCUCAGCUCCGGCUGAUUUGGAGCUGAACCUGCUGCCGAAGAUACCAGCUUGCAAGAUCGUCUGCCAGGGCUCGGAAGUGGACCUGCAGAGCCUCGAAGCCUUUUUGGGUUUCAUGGAUUGGAUGCCAAGGUGGCAGAAGUCUGGUUUGCUCUCGCCCACGCAGAAGAAGCUUCAAGGAGGAGUGAGGCUGCCCCUCCUGGUCUUCUUUAUCCUGCGAGCCCCACUCAGCGACGAAGUUUCUGAGGCCAAGGGGGACAAGUUCGAGUCGGACGAGUCCAAAGACGUUUGCUCCAUUUGCUGUGCCAAGCCAUGGGACGGACGUGCCCUGAAGAAAGAGGUGAAGCUUCGGAACCUGAUGGCCUUGGACCGAUUCUUGAAUCGUUCCAGCGGCUUUGCCUCCAAAGCUGCCGAUCAAAGCUUGGUCGAAAUGGGACUCCAAGAACUCAGCCCGUCCCAUUACCACAGGCAGGUGAUGCACUUGUGUACUGGGGUUGCCGUUCCCUUGGCCAUGAAGCUUGUUUUGCCUGCUGCCAGAUUAUCGUGCGAUUUUGCAUUUCGUUUCUUUCGGCGAGCAGCAACGGUCCUCCACGAGGACCGAUGCAAUCAUACGCAAGCACAUAAGCAGAAUGUGAAUUCUUGGCUUCAGAUGCUUCAGGAGCUGAAGGAGCAGAGGUUCCGGUCCCUGAACCUCAUAUCCGAUGCCAGCCCGAAGGCUCGAAUGGACGUUUGGCUACCCCUCGUGACCGUGGACAGGACGAUGGCACCGUGGGUUUUGCAACGUCUCUCGGACUUGCUGCCUUCUACAGCCUCUACGGAAACGAAAAUGGAGGAGUGCCAAAGGCUUGCAGACCAGGCAGCACAGGCCGACAGCAAGCAGGCUACGGCACGCAAACUGCCGAAGACGAUAUCGAAGAUCAAGCAGCAACGAUUGUCUACGAGAGAGCAUCUGAAAGCUGUCAUCCAUUCGUUGGACCUGCUGGAGUGUGAGCUGCAACCCCCGAAGCAAACACUGGCCGGUGCACGGCCACAGGAUCACGUCGUCGUGGAGCAGUACGACAACAAGUGGUCUUUCCGUUGCAACACACAGUCUGGAGAGUCCGAGUGGCUCUGUGUGGACAAAAAACUUCUUCGUUUGGUUUUGCAAGGAGACCAAGGUGGCCCGCUUUAUUCGGGCUACCAAUACCUCGCCGGGAAAGGUUUUGCUGUGUCCUUCAUCAGAGACGAGUCGUGCCUUGGAUUCGAGUAG
This is a messenger RNA of Symbiodinium sp. CCMP2592, 1761 nucleotides long. Lineage: Eukaryota; Dinophyceae; Suessiales; Symbiodiniaceae. The record is from the annotation of a GenBank genome assembly.